Messenger RNA from Myotis daubentonii (Daubenton's bat), 1166 nucleotides. RefSeq names its product immunoglobulin superfamily member 6 (gene IGSF6). The record is from RefSeq and is a predicted model, not a curated record. NCBI's taxonomy places the organism in Eukaryota, Metazoa, Chordata, Mammalia, Chiroptera, Vespertilionidae.
GGCAACUCUCUUCAAAUACACGCCCCCACCCCACACACACAGAGAUGGAGGCUGUGGACGCGGCCAGGGCCCUCCUCGGCCUGGAAGUCGGUCUGCUUCUGUGCUGUGUCGGUGACGCGGGCGGCUGCACCGUGUCCGUCUCGCAGCCGCCUGUCCUCGAAGUGGACUACGAGCAAGGGGCGGUGACCGUGCCCUGCUCCUUCUCCACGGCGGGCUGCCCCCCCGAGCUCCCCAGCAGCCUGUGGUUCCGCUACGGGGCUCACUGGACGGAGACCCUCUGCGUGGACGGGUGCACAAGUGAGGCCGACAAGUUUACAGUGAGGAAGGCCCUGGCACAGAACCAGGUCUCCCUCACAGUCAACCGGCUGACGCCCAAUGACAGUGCCAUCUACAUCUGUGGACUCGCCUCGCCCAGCUCAGAGGACCCAAGGGCCAAGCAGGUCGGAGCGGGGACCGUGCUGGUGGUGAGAGGAGCGCGAGGCCCAGGCGAGGCCCUGCGGGGGCUCCUGGCGGCCCUGCUGGCCCUGCUCUCCGUCUACGUGGUCGUGGUGCUCGGGAUCUUCGUCAUCCUCGCCAGGUCAAAAUUUAACACUCUAAGAAACAAAGAAAAAGAAGAUUCACAAAAGAAAAAGAGUGCCAGGCGUAUUUUUCGGGAAAUUGCUCAAGAACUUUACAGUAAGAGACAUGUGGGAACAAGUCACCAACCUGAGAAAGACAACACUUAUGAAAACAGGACAGCACUGGACAACUAUGAAAGACCAUAGAAACUAUUUAAUCUUCAAGUAAGUCACUGAAAAUUCAGAAGUUAUGGUAGUUUUAAUGGACAUAUACCCAUCAGGGCUUUAAAAACAUAAACAAAGAUGAAUGGAAAAGACAACUGGGCACAAGUAAGGAUGCCGGAGUACAAGAAACUACAACUGCAAUAACUACCAAACACUCAAAUUCAAUGAAACUGCACAUACUUCCCUAACUCGCUAGAAGAUUCUACACUCAUGUGGUCAAGAUCAACACCCUGGUCAGGCCUGAUGGAGAGAAGGCAUAUGUUCAACUGGCUCCUGACUAUGAUGUUUUGGAUGUUGCCAACAAAAUUGGGAUCAUCUAAACUGAGUCCAGCUGCCUAAUUCUAAGUCUAAAAAUUUUACACUGUAUAAAUAAAUAAAUAAAUA